Arachis duranensis is the source of this 1908-nucleotide messenger RNA. Its product is annotated as alpha-L-arabinofuranosidase 1-like. The transcript is spliced from 17 exons. Gene Ontology annotation, biological process: L-arabinose metabolic process. Gene Ontology annotation, molecular function: alpha-L-arabinofuranosidase activity. Lineage: Eukaryota; Viridiplantae; Streptophyta; Magnoliopsida; Fabales; Fabaceae. The record is from RefSeq and is a predicted model, not a curated record.
AUGGCUUUUCCUAAUAAGGAUUCUUAUUACUAUUGCAGUGUUCUCUGCCUCUACAUUAUUAUCAUAGUGGCUAAUUCUCUUGCUUUUCAAUGUUCUGCUGCUGCUUCUUCUUCUAAUAAUAAUGAUCAGAUUUCAACUUUAGUUGUGAAUGCUUCUAUUGCAUCUAGAAGGAGAAUGCCAGAUACUUUAUUUGGAAUAUUUUUUGAGGAGAUCAAUCAUGCUGGAGCUGGAGGAUUGUGGGCUGAGCUUGUGAGUAACAGAGGUUUUGAAGCUGGGGGCACCCAAGUUCCAUCAAAUAUUAAACCUUGGAGUAUAGUUGGAGAAGAAUCAUGUAUUUUAGUGCAAACAGAACUCAAUUCUUGCUUUGAACGCAAUAAGGUUGCAUUGAGAAUGGAUGUGUUAUGUGAUGAUAUUAAUUGCCCUUCCGGCGGUGUUGGUAUCUCUAAUCCCGGUUACUGGGGCAUGAACAUUGAGCAAGGGAAGAAAGAAACUGCAUCAGAAGUCUCAAACUGGAAAAGGAUCGAGACUACGUUGGAGGCGAAUGGAUCAAGUGCUAAUUCAACCAUUCAAAUAACAACCACCAAGAAAGGCGUCAUAUGGUUGGACCAAGUUUCUGCCAUGCCCCUUGACACGUUUAAUGGACAUGGUUUCCGAAAAGACUUAGUCAACAUGCUGAUAGAGUUGAAACCAGCCUUUAUUAGAUUUCCAGGUGGUUGCUUCGUAGAAGGACAAAGACUAAGUAAUGCAUUUAGGUGGAAAGAGAGUGUUGGGCCAUGGGAGCAGAGACCAGGCCACUUUGGCGAUGUUUGGAAUUAUUGGACUGAUGAUGCUUUUGGUUAUUUUUUUAGUAUUAAAAGUAAUUGAUAGAAAAUAGCAGAGGACAUUGGUGCAAAACCAAUAUGGGUCUUUAACAAUGGUAUUAGCCAUACUGAUGAAGUUGAUACAAGCGCCAUCAAGCCUUUUGUGCAAGAUACCGUAGAUGGUAUUGAGUUUGCGAGAGGAGCAGCCACUUCGCAAUGGGGUUCCCUUAGAGUUGCUAUGGGGCACCCUAAGCCUUUUGACCUAAAAUAUGUCGCUAUUGGAAAUGAAAAUUGUGGAAAGCAACACUACCAAGGGAAUUACCUUGCGUUCUACAAUGCAAUAAAACAUGCUUAUCCAGAUAUUAAGAUUGUUUCAAAUUGUGAUGCUUCCUCCAAGCCGUUAGAUCACCCCGCUGAUUUGUACGAGUAUCAUACGUAUCCUCAUGACGCUCGAAGUAUGUUUAAUAACGCUCAGGUGUUUGAUAACACACCACGUAAUGGUCCAAAGGCUUUUGUGAGUGAGUAUGCUCUAAUUGGAGAGGAACAAGCCAAGCUUGGGACCCUUUUAGGAGCUGUAUCUGAAGCUGGAUUUCUUAUUGGAUUAGAAAGAAACAGUGAUCACGUGGCAAUGGCUUCGUAUGCUCCCCUUUUUGUAAAUGCAAAUGACAGGAAGUGGAACCCAGAUGCAAUUGUUUUUAAUGCGAAUAAGGUUUAUGGAACACCAAGCUAUUGGGUGCAGUACAUGUUUAGAGAGUCAAGUAAGGGUGCAACAUUUCUUGAAUCACAGCUUCAAACAACAGAUCCUACUUCACUUGCUGCAUCUGCAAUUCUCUGCCAAAAUCCUCAAAAUAACAAAACUUCCCUAAAGAUAAAGGUUGCAAACAUGAGAAGUGACCAAGUGAAUCUCAAGAUUUCUGUUGAGGGAUAUGCUACAUCAAAUCUUACUGAGUCAACAAUUACUGUACUAACAUCUAUCAAUGCAUUGGAUGAGAAUACUUUCUCAGACCCAAAAAAGGUAGUACCAAAACGAAGUCCAUUUCAGAGAGCUGGUAAGGAGAUGAAUUUCAUAAUCCCUCCAAUUUCAUUGACCGUAUUUGACUUGUUAUAA